This is a messenger RNA of Fusarium proliferatum ET1, 1032 nucleotides long. RefSeq lists its product as uncharacterized. The record is from RefSeq and is a predicted model, not a curated record. NCBI's taxonomy places the organism in Eukaryota, Fungi, Ascomycota, Sordariomycetes, Hypocreales, Nectriaceae. The transcript is spliced from 4 exons. The coding region runs from base 1 to 1032 and encodes 343 amino acids.
AUGGCGGGCUUUUUGAUCCCCCCGGGGUACAAGCCCGAGACUCCAAACGAUUUGGAGAUGAACAUCGUCAGUCUCAUCUUUGGCUUCAGCCUGGGCGCGUCAAUGUUCACUGCUGGCAUGGCCAUCAAGCAGACGAUGCAGGCGUACCAGAGAAAAAGGCUCUUCAGUGCAUACAUCGUCAUGUGCUGGCUUGAUUGGACUGGAUGCAACUGCAUGGGAAUCAUCACUUACUGCUGGCUGCGAGGCUACGCCCCCCCAAGCUUCUGGGUCUUUUUCUUUAUCAUUGUUUUUUGGAGUAUGCAGAUCCAAUUUACCCUCCAGAUCAUCAUCAAUCGAAUAUCCCUCCUCCUCGGUAACAAAACGAACAUCAACAGAGUCAAGUGGGGAGUUGCAGUGAUUGCAAGCUUGAUCAACAUCAGCGGCUUCUGCAUCUGGGUACCGGCUCGCUUACAGAUCUCUCACCUGUACGAAGAAAUCAACAUCGUCUGGGACCGAACCGAAAAGGCUGUCUUCUUGAUCGUCGAUCUAGCGCUCAAUCUCUACUUUAUAUACCUGGUUCGGUCACGACUUAUCGCUUGCGGAUUGACGAAGUAUACUGAGCUGUUCCACUUCAACGUCAUUAUGGUUAUUAUAUCAGUGUCACUGGAUUGCGUGCUCAUGGGAGCUACUUUUCUACCCAGUCCUGUCGUCUAUGUCCAGUUCCAUCAACUCGUCUACCUCCUCAAACUGUACAUCGAGAUGAACGUCGCCUCUCUUCUCGGCCAUAUAGUCAAGAGCUCAAGAGAGCAGGACGCUAGGCCCUCCGAGGGAGGUAGACAGAGGGUUCGCGAUGAGUUGGUUAGCGGUCGGAUGACUACGUUUGUCACGGCGAGUCGUACAGGUCAUGUGCGACUGGAUGAUAUGUCGCGAGAUGACUCGUACCGAAGGACCCCCGACUGGGAGAAUGGCAUAAUGAAGAAGGUUGAGACUAAGGUCGUCUUUACAGAAUCCCAGGACCAGGCGUCCACCUCAGAUCAAGAGCGAAUGGUAUGA